Messenger RNA from Cornus florida, 1841 nucleotides. Its product is annotated as equilibrative nucleotide transporter 3-like. Bases 323 to 1576 code for a protein of 417 amino acids. NCBI's taxonomy places the organism in Eukaryota, Viridiplantae, Streptophyta, Magnoliopsida, Cornales, Cornaceae. The transcript has 9 exons. Gene Ontology annotation, biological process: nucleoside transmembrane transport. Gene Ontology annotation, molecular function: nucleoside transmembrane transporter activity. The record is from RefSeq and is a predicted model, not a curated record. Gene Ontology annotation, cellular component: plasma membrane.
ACUCUUUUUCCUUAGAGAAGUUUUGAACUUGGUGCAUAGUUAUUGCAUUGUUUUUUCCAUAUAUUGUUCUUGGAAGCUGCUAGUUACUUGUUGAAGGAAAACCAUAUUGAAGAUUUUCAUAUUUAACUUCUAAGAAUAUUUGAGCUUUUCUGUUGGAUAUUUCAUACUGCAUAUUUAUGUGAAUUGAAUUAUUUUGGUUUUAAUUUAAUCACGCCAUGAUAGUUUGUGUCCAUCUUUAAUAUUUUUCAAUAGGAACUUCAUGGAAUUUCUGUUAUAACAAAAACAUUCCAAUUUACAUUUGUUAAUAGAAAAGAUCGAAGACAUGACUAUUGCUGAAGUAAAUAGAGCUCCAACCAGGCUUGAGGGAAGGUUUAGAGCAAUGGUAGUAUGUUGGAUUCUUGGACUCGGCUCCCUCGUGUCAUGGCACAGCAUGCUGACGAUUGGAGACUACUUCUACAAUUUGUUCCCGAAGAAAUACCAUCCUGCCAGGGUAAUCACCCUCGUUUAUCAACCGUUUGCAUUUGGAACAAUUGCAAUACUUUCAUACAAUGAGUCAAGGAUUGAUACAAGGCGACGUAACAUAAUGGGAUACACCCUUUUCUUCUCGAGUACUUUGUUGCUCUUAGUUUUGGAUUUAGCUACAACAGGAAAAGGAGGGAUCGGAACUUUUAUUGGUAUAUGUGUCUUAGUUGCUGCUUUUGGGGUUGCAGAUGCCCAUGUUCAAGGUGGAAUGGUUGGAGACUUAUCAUUCAUGAGCCCCGAGUUCAUCCAAUCAUUUCUCGCUGGUUUGGGUGCAUCAGGGGCUCUGACCUCUGCUUUGAGGCUAAUCACAAAAGCAGCUUUCGAAAAAUCUGAUAAUGGUGAACGCAAGGGGGCUAUGCUAUUCCUUGCCAUCUCUACAUUCCUUGAGUUUCUAUGCAUAUUACUAUAUGCAAUCGUCUUCCCCAAACUACCGAUUGUGAAGCACUACCGCUCAAAGGCAGCCUCAGAAGGAUCAACAACUGUUUCGGCUGACCUUGCUGCCGCAGGCAUACAAACACAGACUGAAGAUGAUGCUAAGCUACUGGAGCGGUUGAGCAACAAACAGUUGUUCCUUCAGAACGUAGAUUACAUGUUAUGCAUUUAUUUAAUAUAUGUCUUGACUUUGUCAAUUUGCCCCGGGUUCUUUUAUGAAAAUACCGGAUCACACAAGCUAGGACCUUCAUGGUAUCCAAUUGUUCUGAUAGCAAUGUACAAUGUCUGGGAUUUUAUAUCAAGAUACAUUCCCCUCGUGAAGUGCCUGAAAUUGGAGUCAAGAAAGGGCCUUAUGCUUGCAAUACUGUCCCGUUUCUUGUUCAUCCCUGCAUUUUACUUCACUGCAAAAUAUGGUGAUCAGGGAUGGAUGAUAACGCUCGUAUCCAUCUUGGGACUAACCAAUGGUUAUCUUACCGUUUGUGUCCUUACAGUGGCUCCUAAAGGCUACAAGGGUCCGGAGCAGAAUGCGUUGGGCAAUUUGCUAGUAUUAUGUCUUUUAGGUGGCAUAUUUACAGGGGUUGCUCUAGAUUGGUUGUGGCUAAUUGGGAAUGAAAAAUUUUAAAGAGCAUAGUUCUGAUCUUGGUUAAAGAAAGUCAAUUCACCACACAAAGUACUUCAAAUCUGGAUGGAGAUAGAACAAGAGCCCAUACUGGAGUAGUAGCAAAACUUACUGGGCGAGCUUUUAUUUUAUAAAAUAUAUCCAACCCUUGAUCUAGAAUGUGUUUCCAAGUAGUAUAAAUGUGAUGAUCUUUUUUCAUGUAUACUUGAUGGUAGUUUGUGUGAACAUGAUGAUAAAUAAAGAUCAAGAAUUGAUGUCUUAUGCAACA